AUCCCCAGAAGCAUACACACACACACACAAACACAGCGAGAGAGAAGAAAUGGAGGCUGCUAAAAAUGUUGGUAAGAGUGUAUCGGCGAUGGAGGCAUUCGAGAAGCUGGAGAAAGUUGGGGAGGGUACCUAUGGAAAGGUGUACAGAGCGAGAGAUAGGGUUACUGGCAAGAUUGUUGCGCUGAAGAAGACGAGGCUUCAUGAGGACGAAGAAGGUGUUCCUCCAACUACUCUCCGUGAGAUCUCACUCCUCAGAAUGCUCUCAAGGGAUCCCCACAUUGUUAGGCUGAUGGAUGUUAAACAAGGGCAGAACAAAGAAGGAAAGACUGUUCUUUACUUGGUCUUUGAGUACAUGGAUACUGAUGUCAAGAAAUUUAUUCGUACUUUCCGUGCAAAAGGAGAAACUAUGCCCCUUAAAAUUGUCAAGAGCUUGAUGUACCAGCUCUGCAAAGGGGUUGCUUUCUGCCAUGGUCAUGGUGUGUUGCACAGGGAUCUGAAACCACACAAUCUUCUGAUGGACCGUAAGACGAAUGUGCUCAAAUUAGCAGAUUUUGGACUUGGCAGAGCUUAUACUCUACCCAUUAAGAAGUACACGCAUGAGAUAUUAACCCUGUGGUAUAGAGCCCCUGAGGUUCUUCUUGGAGCUACUCAUUACUCCACAGCAGUUGACAUGUGGUCUGUUGGUUGUAUAUUUGCUGAACUAGUGACAAACCAGGCCCUCUUCCCAGGAGACUCUGAGCUGCAACAACUGCUUCACAUUUUCAGAUUGCUAGGUACUCCUAACGAAGAACUCUGGCCUGGGGUGAGCAAGUUAGUUAACUGGCAUGAAUACCCCCAAUGGAAACCACAGCCACUCUCAACUGUUGUCCCUGGUCUUGAUGAAGAUGGGAUUCACCUUCUCAGUGAGAUGUUGCAUUAUGAGCCGUCUAGGAGGAUUUCAGCUAAGAAAGCUAUGGAACAUCCCUAUUUUCAUGAUCUCGACAAAACUCCUCUCUGAAAGUCAGCACAGGACCCAUGUGUUGAAGUUCCAACUUGAUCAACAAAACUCGUCUAACCUUGUCGCAAGCUUUUAUUGCUUUUCUCAAGCAUCUUUUAUUAGUAGUAUCAAUUAGUAUGAUGAUGCGUUUCAUCUUUAAACAUAGUCUUUUAAUAUCAACUGGACCAAUGUAAGCACAACUAUGUGCAAUGAUACAUUUUGCCAUCACAUUACUUGGGUUGUUUAGCUG
This is a messenger RNA of Solanum verrucosum, 1226 nucleotides long. RefSeq names its product cell division control protein 2 homolog D. The transcript has 8 exons. Gene Ontology annotation, cellular component: cytoplasm; cyclin-dependent protein kinase holoenzyme complex; nucleus. NCBI's taxonomy places the organism in Eukaryota, Viridiplantae, Streptophyta, Magnoliopsida, Solanales, Solanaceae. Gene Ontology annotation, molecular function: cyclin binding; cyclin-dependent protein serine/threonine kinase activity; ATP binding. Gene Ontology annotation, biological process: protein phosphorylation; regulation of gene expression; G1/S transition of mitotic cell cycle. The record is from RefSeq and is a predicted model, not a curated record. The coding region runs from base 50 to 997 and encodes 315 amino acids.